AGUAUCGCACGACUAUCUUCAAUUUCAUGUACCAACAGUUCAGCCCUCUCUUGCGAGGAUAUCACAAACUCUUCCUUGUCUCGUUCCUUACAUGCUGCAUCCAAGAUGCCAAGGCCUCUAUUUGGUGAUUCUGAUGACCUUGUUGCAUGGAAAUACGAAUCGGCAGAGCGAGCCAGUAAACUUCUUGAAAUUGAAGAUGCUCAGAAAGAAUCCUUCCUGGAUGCGAUCCAAUCCAUGCCUCUUGGCAAACGGCCAAACCAACUGGCUCACUCUGGAACGAUUGGAAAAGGGGCUCGUCAUUUGCAGAAAGUUCCUCUUCCUAGCGAGGAUGCCCUUCAUCGCGCUCAUGUUUUCCUAGAUGCUAUGAGGACCACUUGUCUAGCCAACUCAAGAGAGUCUAAUUUAGAAGUUUGUAAAUUAGUGGAAAUAGCCUUUAGGCGAAUGUUGAAUGAUGCUUUGAAUGCGCUUAAGUGCCUGAUUGAUGCUUCUCUGGGAGGCGGAUUUUUCCUGUGCGAUGGGAUAUCGAAAAGGAGUUUGUCUCUAGAUACUUGGAAAUCUCUAAGCGCUAGAUUCGAGCUGGAUCAGCCAAGGCUUGAUGGAAGUUGUGGCGGAGAAUCUCCGUGUUUGGUGGUUACCUUGCUUCCAGUGAUUUAUAAGCCGAACUUGCAACAAUUAUGGCGAAAUUUGGUGAAAAUAUGA
Ostertagia ostertagi is the source of this 699-nucleotide messenger RNA. Lineage: Eukaryota; Metazoa; Nematoda; Chromadorea; Rhabditida; Trichostrongylidae. The record is from the annotation of a GenBank genome assembly.